Molecule: messenger RNA, 1866 nt
Organism: Chinchilla lanigera (long-tailed chinchilla)
Lineage: Eukaryota; Metazoa; Chordata; Mammalia; Rodentia; Chinchillidae
Gene: Bspry
Product: B-box and SPRY domain containing
Molecular function (GO): protein binding
Source: RefSeq, a predicted model, not a curated record
CACCGCGUCCGCCGGGCCGACGAGCACGCGGAGGAGCUGCGGAACAAGAUUGUGGACCAGUGUGAAAGGCUGCAGUUACAGAGUGCUGGCAUCACCAAGUAUGUGGCUGAGGUCCUACUGGGGAAGAGCCAACGAGCAGUGAGCACGGCCAGCGCGGCGAGGGAACUGGUUAUCCAGCGACUGAGUGUGGUGAGGAGUCUUUGCGAAAGCGAGGAGCAGCGGUUGCUGGAACAGGUGCACGGUGAAGAGGAGCGAGCCCACCAGAGCAUCCUGACACAGCGGGCACACUGGGCCGAAGCACUGCAGAAGCUCAACAGCAUUCGCACCAGCCUGGUGGACAUGCUCACCCAUCUGGAUGACCACCAGCUGAUUGAGAAAGAGCAGGAGAUUUUUGAGAGGACUGAAGAAGCAGAGGGCAUUCUGGAUCCCCAGGAUUCUGAAAAGUUAAACUUCAAUGAGAAGUGCACUUGGAGCCCACUACUGACCCAACUCUGGGCAACGGCAGUUCUCGGGUCCCUCUCAGCAGGCACAGAGGACGUACGAAUUGAUGAGAGGACCAUCAGCCCCUUCUUGCAAUUGUCAGAUGAUCGAAGGACCUUGACUUUCAAUGCCAAGAAGACCAAGGCCGGUGCAGAUGGCCCAGAGCGUUUUGACCACUGGCCCAAUGCCCUGGCCGCCACCUCUUUCCAGACCGGGCUGCAUGCCUGGAUGGUGAAUGUCCAGAACAGUUGUGCCUAUAAAGUGGGUGUGGCCUCAGGCCAGCUGCCCCGCAAAGGCUCUGGCAGUGACUGCCGCCUGGGCCACAAUGCCUUCUCCUGGGUCUUCUCCCGCUAUGAUCAGGAGUUCCGCUUCUCGCAUAAUGGGCAGCACCAGCCCCUGGGGCUGCUGCGGAGCCCGGCCCAACUGGCUGUGCUUCUGGACUUAGAGGCAAGAGAGUUGCUCUUCUGUGACCCAGCCUCUGGCACCGUGCUCUAUACCUACCACACGGCCUUCCCCACACCUCUCUUCCCAGUCUUCGCUGUGGCUGACCAGACCAUUUCCAUUGUCCACUGACCUCUAGCCACAGAAAGAUCAAUUCCAUCUCCCUACCACCCUUUCAGGUCAGGCCAUGUUUCCAGCCAGUGUCCUUUUCCCAAGUGAUUUGUGUGGUGUUUCUAAAGGAAAGAGGGCCCAUGCUCGGUGGGCAGAUUGAGGUGCCACGAGGAUCUGUUUCAGACCUAGGCACAAUCUUGAAAUGCCAGCCAUCUUUGGGAAACUUGCUGCUCCCUGGCCCUUUGUCCUCCAAAUUCACCAUGAUUUUGCCCCUCCGGCAUCCAGCAUGGGUCCUGGGGCAUAGUGAGUGUGCAAUAAUUAUUAGGCAAGGAAAAAGAGGGCUGGAUAGACAGGUGGGCAGAUGUGGAAAUGGUUCUCUGCAGAGAAGCCUAUGGCUGAAGCUGCUUUAUCCUCUUAGUUCAGUGUUUCUCAGUCUUUUUCACGACAUGCACAUAAGAAAAAUACUUUUUCUAACACAUAAAGACAACCUGAAAGGGAUUUAGAACUAUCAGGCUGCUCCUGGCCAGAUUUUGGCCUGGCAGUGCUAUAUCCUUCUGUAGGUACUGCGCUACUACCCAGAAGACCGAGGGUCCCUAUCUCCAGAUAACCUGGCUGCAGCCCAGCCCUGGGCAUCUGUGCCAGAUGCUGAGGGCCAGCUGUGGCUAUCUGAGAUCAUGGGAACUUCCUACUGUGGCUGUGCUCCCCACCAUGGCCUCUCGGACCUAAAGUGGAGGCCUGAGUGAGGGCCUCCAGCCAGAAAGUGCUGAGGAGUAUGAGGGCCAGCCUUAGGGAACAUGGAACAUGAACAUUAUUAAAGGGCUUAAGAGACUUAUA